GCGGGGUGUCCUCUGGGAGCAGCGAGGGACGUGAGGCGCGGUCGGCCCAGGAAGGGUCGCGCGGAGAGGUCGUUGUGGCAGCGGGGAGCCUUGAUGAGCUCCCCAGGAGGGCGAGAACCCAAAGUGCAGAGUCGGGUGUGCACUGGCGGGGGUGUGUGCGCGCCCGGGUGUGCGCGAGUGUGAGCGCACGGUCGGGUGGGAGCGCGCGUUAGGGAUUCUGCUGGCAUCGCAGCGUGGAGAGCAGGAGGCAGGAGCUGGGCGCGCAGGGGAGCGCGGGGGCUCUGCCGCGCACACGUCGUGCGCGCUCUCUUGUGCACAUACACUCUUUUGCACACACACAUACACACGCACACACGCCCUUUCUGCUUCGUUGGUUGCUGCUGCCACCAUCUCGGAGCUGAGUGAGCCCUGCGGAGAGAGAACCCAAGCUGGAGCUGGGAUCCGAGGCGAGCCCAGCCUGGUGAUGCCGGCCCAGAGCAGAGCCCCGCGCGGACGGCUGGCUCUGAUGCCUCCUGUUUCCAUAGGUCCCAAGAUUCUGAUACCUAUGGGCAAAAAGGCCAACUGAGCCAGGCCUAGGCUGAUUCCAGCCCAGCUGCACCCAGCACUGCCCAGUCACAGGAGUCCUGCUGGCAAGCUGUGAGCCUGGAGGGAGGCCUCAGAGAGGGAUCCUAAGGCAGUGUCCUGGUUCUUUUGAGUCUGUGGGCUGCACAACUCUUGGGGCUCUGACCGGUCCAGCCCUGACCAGCCUUGAGGGGAUUCCUGCCCCCACCUGGUCACAGAACCUCCUUGUGCUUCAGGACUCAGUCAAGCACUGGACCAGUCACGUGCAUGCUGAGACUGAGCCCCGAAGGCGGCUGUGCCCCCAGGCCUUUGGCAGCCUCUCUGCUUGGCUCCCUGUGCCAUCUGACCCAGGAGUCACGUGAGCCUCCCUCUGGGAUCUGGCAUGAAGGAGAAAUGGAUUCUGGAUUUCCCACUCUGGCUUUCCCUGACAUCUCCAGAAUUUAAGAAGUACCCUGAGGCAUCUCUUGCUCAACCUCAGCCCAGAAUCCCUGAGGACCAAUCCAGAAAUCCAACGACCUCAAGACCUAAAAGCAUCAAGCCCCUCUCCCUGGACACAGACUUGACAGAAGUGGCCAGUUCAUCAGGUGAGCGAGAGGAUGCUGGCAGGGGGUAUGAGAAGCAUGCCCAGCCCCCUCCUGGCCUGCUGGCAGCCCAUCCUCCUGCUGGUACUGGGCUCUGUGCUGUCAGGCUCUGCCACAGGCUGCCCGCCCCGCUGCGAGUGCUCAGCGCAGGACCGAGCCGUGCUCUGCCACCGCAAGCGCUUUGUGGCGGUGCCCGAGGGCAUCCCCACCGAGACUCGCCUGCUGGACCUGGGCAAAAACCGCAUCAAGACACUCAACCAGGACGAGUUUGCCAGCUUCCCACACCUGGAGGAGCUAGAACUCAAUGAAAACAUCGUGAGCGCCGUGGAGCCGGGCGCCUUCAACAACCUCUUCAACCUGAGGACACUGGGGCUGCGCAGCAACCGCCUGAAGCUCAUCCCGCUGGGCGUCUUCACCGGCCUCAGCAACUUGACCAAGCUGGACAUCAGUGAGAACAAGAUCGUCAUCCUGCUAGACUACAUGUUCCAAGACCUAUACAACCUCAAGUCGCUGGAGGUCGGCGACAAUGACCUCGUCUACAUCUCCCAUCGAGCCUUCAGCGGCCUCAACAGCCUGGAACAGCUGACGCUGGAGAAAUGCAAUCUGACCUCCAUCCCCACGGAGGCGCUCUCCCACCUGCACGGCCUCAUCGUCCUGCGGCUACGACAUCUCAACAUCAAUGCCAUCAGGGACUACUCCUUCAAGAGGCUGUACCGACUCAAGGUCUUAGAGAUCUCCCACUGGCCCUACCUGGACACCAUGACCCCCAACUGCCUCUACGGCCUCAACCUGACAUCCCUAUCCAUCACGCACUGCAACCUGACAGCCGUGCCCUAUCUGGCAGUGCGUCACCUGGUCUAUCUCCGUUUCCUCAACCUUUCCUACAACCCCAUCGGUACAAUCGAGGGCUCCAUGCUGCAUGAGCUGCUGCGGUUGCAGGAGAUCCAGCUGGUGGGCGGGCAGCUGGCCGUGGUGGAGCCCUAUGCCUUCCGUGGGCUCAACUACCUGCGUGUGCUCAAUGUCUCUGGCAACCAGCUGACCACCCUGGAGGAGUCAGCUUUCCAUUCGGUGGGCAACCUAGAGACGCUCAUCCUGGACUCCAACCCACUGGCCUGCGACUGCCGGCUGCUGUGGGUGUUCCGGCGCCGCUGGCGGCUCAACUUCAACAGGCAGCAACCCACCUGCGCCACACCAGAGUUCGUCCAGGGCAAGGAGUUCAAGGACUUUCCAGACGUGCUCCUACCCAACUACUUCACCUGCCGCCGGGCCCACAUUCGGGACCGCAAGGCACAGCAGGUGUUUGUAGAUGAGGGCCACACGGUGCAGUUUGUAUGCCGGGCAGAUGGCGACCCUCCACCUGCUAUCCUUUGGCUCUCACCCCGCAAGCACUUGGUCUCGGCCAAGAGCAAUGGGCGGCUCACAGUCUUCCCUGAUGGCACACUGGAGGUGCGCUACGCCCAGGUACAGGACAAUGGCACGUACCUGUGCAUCGCAGCCAAUGCUGGCGGCAACGACUCCAUGCCCGCCCACUUGCAUGUGCGUAGCUACUCGCCUGACUGGCCCCAUCAACCCAACAAGACCUUCGCCUUCAUCUCCAACCAGCCAGGUGAGGGAGAGGCCAACAGCACCCGCGCCACUGUGCCUUUCCCCUUCGACAUCAAGACGCUCAUCAUCGCCACCACCAUGGGCUUCAUCUCCUUCCUGGGCGUUGUCCUGUUCUGCCUGGUGCUGCUGUUUCUAUGGAGCCGGGGCAAAGGCAACACAAAGCACAACAUCGAAAUUGAGUAUGUGCCCCGGAAAUCAGACGCAGGCAUCAGCUCAGCCGACGCACCCCGCAAGUUCAACAUGAAGAUGAUAUGAGGACGGGGCAGGGUGGGGGGCGCAGGGACACCCCACCACCACCACCUCCGAGGGAACACUGGGCAGGGAAGGUGCCUGGCUGCUGCCUUCCCACCUCCUCCCUGCCCUCCUCACACACUCUCCCCCUCCCCCCACUCGCCCUUGCUGCCUCACCAACCUCGCCCUCACCCCCUCACCGCCUGCCCUCCUUCUACCAGGAUUUCAGAAGGCCGGGCCUGAGGACCCCACCUGCACAGGGGCCAGAGUUGACAGACAGACGAAUCCAAAGCCGACGAACCGACACGCGGCAGAGUCACUAAUUCAAUUUAAAAAAAAAAAAAAAAAGUUACAAACUUCCUCUGUAACUUGGGUUUCAAUAAUUAAUGGAUUUUUAUGAAAACUUGAAAUAAUAAAAAGAAAAAAAACUAUUUCCUAUAGCUAGUCGGAAUGCAAACUUUUGAUGUCCUGAUGGCUCCAGGGCCUUCUUCCAACUCAGUUUCUUGUUUUUCUCUUCCUCCUCCUCCUCCUCUUCCUCCUCUCUCUUCUCUUCCCCUGUGGGGAGGGAUCACUCAGGAAAACAGGGAAGGAGAUUCCAGCCCCACCCUCUGGCCCACUCUGCUGGGCACCAUUUGGAGCCAUGGGUGGCAGCUCAGCUCCAGGCCCAGCUCCAGCUGGUUUUUUGGCAGGAAGUAGGGGAGGGGAUAGGACUGCCCAGGGGGGUGGGGCUUGUCUGCUGGCUGCCAGGCAGCACUACUGAGGGGAGGUGGGGGGCCAGGCUCGGGUGUGGCUGAAACUGGGACGGGCUGGGGUCCUCCUGGGGAACAGCACGGUCAGGAGAAAGAGUCAGGAGCCAGAGGCAGGCCAAUUCCUCUCCUCUGGUCCCAGCUCUGCUGCUCACUGUUGUGUGACCUCAAGCAGAUCGCUGGCCCUCUUGGGCCUCAGUCUCCACAUCUGUACAAAUGGGAACAUUUAUCCCUGCCCUGCCUACCUCACAGGGCUGUUGUGAGGAACUGAUGAGAUGAUGUAUGUGAAACACUUUGUAAUCUGUAAAGCGCUGUGCACAUG
Messenger RNA from Mus pahari (shrew mouse), 4046 nucleotides. RefSeq names its product leucine rich repeat and Ig domain containing 1 (gene Lingo1). Gene Ontology annotation, cellular component: extracellular matrix; plasma membrane. The coding region runs from base 1158 to 3002 and encodes 614 amino acids. Lineage: Eukaryota; Metazoa; Chordata; Mammalia; Rodentia; Muridae. The transcript has 7 exons. Gene Ontology annotation, molecular function: protein binding. The record is from RefSeq and is a predicted model, not a curated record.